Molecule: messenger RNA, 2454 nt
Organism: Zingiber officinale
Lineage: Eukaryota; Viridiplantae; Streptophyta; Magnoliopsida; Zingiberales; Zingiberaceae
Product: subtilisin-like protease SBT3.10
Exons: 10
Coding region: 19-2259 (746 amino acids)
Biological process (GO): proteolysis
Molecular function (GO): serine-type endopeptidase activity
Source: RefSeq, a predicted model, not a curated record
UCCUAACGCUAAAUCGAGAUGGAUUCACAGCAUCUUCUAGUUUCCUUUCUUCUGCUUCUCUUCACUUUCAACUCCUUUCAGAUGAUAGCAUAUGGAAGUCAACCAUCGGCGAAAUUAUACAUUGUAUACCUUGGAGAGAGGAGGCACGAAGAUCCAAAUCUUGUGACUGCAUCACACCAUGACUUGUUGUCUUCUAUACUUGGAAGUAAGGAAGAAGCUCUGAGCUCAAUUGUUUACAGUUAUAGACAUGGCUUUUCAGGCUUUGCAGCCAUGCUUACAUAUUCCCAAGCUCUACAAAUUGGAGAAUUACCGGAAGUGAUUAGUAUAAAGGUAAGUGGCAGUGUUGAACUGCAUACAACACGAAGUUGGGACUAUCUUGGACUAAGCUAUGGCCAACACCAACCCUCGGGUCUGCUUCAAAGAGGCAAGUUUGGCGAAGAUAUCAUUAUCGGAGUUGUCGACUCAGGCAUUUGGCCAGAAUCAAAGAGUUUUAACGACUAUGGUUAUGGACCGAUACCUUCUCGUUGGAAAGGCACGUGUCAAACAGGUCAAAACUUCACCAUGAACAAUUGCAAUCGAAAGAUCAUCGGUGCAAGAUGGUACACCGGAGGCAUCGACGCUUCCAAUCUCAACGUCGACUACAAAUCUCCCCGAGACUUUAAUGGCCAUGGCACACACACAGCUUCCACCGCAGCAGGUUCAUUCGUGUCCAACACGAGCUUUCAUGGCCUUGGUGUUGGCACAGCAAGAGGCGGCGCUCCUCAUGCUCGGCUAGCUAUAUACAAGGCGUUAUGGGGUCGCCUUGGUAAAGGUUCAGAUGCUUCCGUGCUCAAGGCUAUCGAUGAUGCCGUGCAUGAUGGUGUCGACAUCUUGUCACUUUCACUCGGUGGUAGAUUUUUACCAUCUUUUGUCACAAUACAUGCUGUAGCAAAGGGGAUAACAGUGGUCUUCUCAGCGGGCAAUGAUGGUCCGCUUCCUCAAACCAUUAGCAAUGAGCUUCCAUGGGUGAUUACGGUCGGAGCCAGCACAAUGGACCGCUCUUUUCCUACGAUUAUCACACUCGGAAACAAUCAAAAGCUGGUGGGCCAGUCAUUGUAUUAUACAUCCAAUGAUGGAUCUAAUUCUACAGAAUUAAUUCUAAUUGAAAGUUGUUCAACUGUUGAGUUGAAUACCACAGAUAUAGCAGGAAAGAUUGCAGUGUGCGCUGAUUCUUUAUAUGCUCCGGGAGACAUUCCUUCUGGUGCUGCUGUUGCCGUUGGCAGUUUCUCCAAAAUAGUAAUUAGCUUGAUAGAAGCUCAGGCAGAAGGUGUUAUCUUUUCUCGAUCCCCAGUCAGCCUGCUCCAAGUUGCUGAGAAAUUUAUCUAUGUCCUUGUAGACAGUGACGUAAUGCUACAAAUAGUGGAAUAUAUAGGAUUAAGUGACACAUCUUCUCCGACGGCCUUGAUAAGCCCAGCUUACAAUAUCGUAGGGAGUAGAGUGAUGUCUCCCAGGGUUGCAGCUUUCUCCUCGAGGGGACCAAGUUUAGACUAUCCGGAUCUUAUAAAGCCGGAUAUCACAGCUCCCGGAGUAAGUAUUUUAGCUGCAAAGGCUGAUGCAUAUAUUUUUGAUUCUGGAACUUCGAUGUCAUGCCCUCAUGUUUCCGGAGUAGCAGCUCUUCUCAAAGCAGCACAUCCAGAAUGGUCUCCCGCUGCUAUUAAAUCCGCACUCGUAACUACCGCUUACACGACCAACGCAUAUGGCUUCCCUAUCGAAGCGGAUGGAGUUCCUAGAAAGCUCGCUGAUCCUUUCGACUUCGGUGGUGGUCACAUCAAUCCUAACAGAGCUUUGGAUCCGGGACUAAUUUACGACAUUGAUCCAAAUGAUUACUUCAAGUUCUUUAACUGCACUAACGAUGCAUCAAACUGUGCCUUGGUGGAUUCUCAUUUGUAUCACUUGAAUCUGCCCUCCGUAUCCAUUUCUGAUCUCAAAUCAUCUGUCACAAUAAAGAGAACUGUCACGAACGUAGGCAACACAAAUACUAUAUACAGAGCAAUAGUAGAAUCACCUCCGGGUGUUAAGAUUAGUGUGGAGCCCUCGGUCCUCAAGUUCAAUGCUUUCAACAAGGUACAGACUUUUGCUCUAACAUUCACCUCGCUGCAUGCGGUGCAAGGAGACUUCAACUUCGGAAGCUUGACCUGGUGUGAUGGGGAAAAGCACUUGGUGCGAAUUCCUUUAGCCGUUCGAGUUACUAUACAAGAUUACUUCUCGGACACCUCCUAAUUAAGUAGUGAAUUGUGUUUGAUAGUUAAUAAAUCACAAUGACAUAUUAGGUCAUUAAACACUACUAUAAGUUUGACUAAAUAAAUUAAAGACAUAUAUAAAGUUGUCAGAUUUGAAGGCUAUCUUAUUGUGAACUAAUUUUGGAUCGAUAUAUGAUGUAUGAAUAAAAUAAGCCUCCAGGGUUGGUUUAGUUUA